UUAUACUCUUGUACACAAUAUAAUCAGGGAAAACGUAAUUUCUUUUUAACAAAAUUAGAUUGACAUAAGUGGCCCCUUUAUUUGCGAUAUGAUACGUUACUGAUAUACAUACAAACGUAAGAGUGAGAUCGACACCUAAGGUCGUGAAAAUGGCUUUACUAGCGAGAAACAUCUACAAAGUGUUUUCACAGACUGCUCAAAAGGGAGCUGUUAGAUCUCUACAUGUUGGAGCUGUGCGUUUACAAGAAUCUAUAGUUGAACAGGAAGGAAAAGUAAAAUGUACCCUCAUACCAGGAGAUGGUGUAGGGCCAGAGUUAGUAGUUGCAGUACAAAAUGUUUUCAAAGCUGCAAAUGUACCAGUUGAAUUUGAACCUUUCUUCCUCUCUGAAGUAAAUCCAACUUUGAGUGCACCUCUUGAGCAGGUAUCCAAUAGUAUUGCAAGGAAUCAAGUAUGCUUAAAGGGUAUUCUAGCAACACCAGAUCAUUCCCACACUGGAGAACUUCAAACAUUGAACAUGAAAUUACGUAAAAGUCUAGAUUUAUACUCAAACGUUGUUCAUGUAAAAUCAUUGCCAGGUGUUAAAUGCCGUCAUAAAAAUGUGGAUUGCAUUAUCAUCAGAGAACAAACAGAAGGAGAGUAUUCUGCUUUAGAGCAUGAAUCAGUGAAAGGUGUAGUAGAAUGUUUAAAGAUAGUAACAGCUGCUAAGAGUCAGAGGAUUGCAAAGUUUGCAUUUGAUUAUGCGGUAAAGCACAACCGCAAGAAAGUUACUUGUGUUCACAAAGCCAACAUUAUGAAACUUGGUGAUGGUCUCUUUUUAAAAUCAUGUCAUGAAAUUGCAAAAUUGUAUCCUAGGAUCACAUUUGAAACAAUGAUUGUAGACAACUGUACUAUGCAAAUGGUAUCUAAUCCACACCAAUUUGAUGUGAUGGUAUUACCAAAUUUGUAUGGUAAUAUUCUGGACAAUCUUGCAUCUGGAUUAGUUGGUGGUGCAGGUGUAGUUGCAGGUGCUAGCUACAGCCCUGAAUGUGUUGUUUUUGAACCGGGUGCAAGACACACAUAUUCAGAGGCUGUUGGUAAAAAUGUAGCAAAUCCCACUGCUAUGCUUCUGUGUGCUGUAAAACUUCUGCGUCAUGUAAACUUAAAACGUUAUGCUGAGCAAAUCAAAGAUGCGCUAAAUAGUGUUUUAAAUGAUGGAAAAGUAUUAACAAAAGAUUUAGGUGGACAGAGUUCUACAACAGAGUUCACUACUGCUGUGAUAAAUCAUCUUCGUUAAUGUUUGUAUGAUCUCUGUUAAUAUUAAAAAACUUAUGUAACAUAGGAUGAUAUAGAAAAGGAGUACUGUGUUCAUUUCACGUUGUAAGAAAUCUUAAAGAUGAGCAUGUUAAAUAGCAUAAUAUUAUCUCAUCACAAACUAUACCCAACUUGCUUUAAAUCUGAACUAUAACAACGAAAUUUUAUUUAAAAAAAUUACAUUCUGUGAGUAGAAAUAUUUAUGGUUUUCAUGUAACACGGUAUUUCUAAUUAAAAAGUGUAAUAACACUUUGUCAAUUGUACAAUAUUAGCAAAAUACUCGAACUGUUAAUAAAUUAUAUAUAGUCUUA
Megachile rotundata (alfalfa leafcutting bee) is the source of this 1602-nucleotide messenger RNA. RefSeq names its product isocitrate dehydrogenase [NAD] subunit beta, mitochondrial (gene Idh3b). NCBI's taxonomy places the organism in Eukaryota, Metazoa, Arthropoda, Insecta, Hymenoptera, Megachilidae. Gene Ontology annotation, biological process: tricarboxylic acid cycle; isocitrate metabolic process. The record is from RefSeq and is a predicted model, not a curated record. Gene Ontology annotation, molecular function: NAD binding; oxidoreductase activity, acting on the CH-OH group of donors, NAD or NADP as acceptor; magnesium ion binding. Gene Ontology annotation, cellular component: mitochondrion.